AUUCAGGCAAUUACUUGGAAGAUGUUGUCAAAAGAUUGUAGAACUUUAACAGCCUUUCAUUUUGGAAGGCUGGUGAAGUCGGAACACAUUUGGGUUGUAUUACUGACACUUUUUGGUUUAAAACAUUUAACUGCCCCAAUGUAUUGCACCAGGACAGAUUAAACAUCCCAAAAAGCUUUAAAAGGUAUAUUUAAAUACCUAGGGCAAAUGUGAUCAAGCAGGACAAGAACGGAUCUUUCACCCCCUUUCUACAGUAAAGCUUGAUGUUCCAUCGUUAUUCAAAGUCCAACACCGUGUGCAAGAAACUACGGAAACUCAUCAAAAGACUUGAAUGAAAACUGAAAGAAAUUAAAUCAAGCUGCUUUGUUUAAAAUGCUUAAAGAUCAGCAUCUAAUAAUGUAACUUGACUUCAAUCCAGAGAAUUGCAGCACAUUAGUAUUUCCCAUUAGAAAGAAUAGCAAGACACGGCAUAACAUUUGAAUAUAUUUAUUGACAUUGACAUAAUCAUAUUCUGCAUAAUCAGUACUACUUUUGAUACUAUAAUAAUACUUCCUAUUUGAGAUAUUUUACUAAACAGGGGUCCAAACACUGAGUAAAUAUAAUAAUAUGACCUAAAUGGUUUCUUUUUAUUGAUAUAAAUGUCUGAUUCAUUAAGUGCAUUGUGCCAAUAUUAAAUAAUAAAAUUAUUUUAUAGGCUAUUUAAAUAAUGGUUCAAAUUGGGAGUAUUUCAACUUUCACCAUCACCGUUUGACAAACCUGCGCAAUGUUUAGACUAUUAUCUAAUAACCUAAAUAUUGAUUUGUUAAUUUAACAAGCGCUUAAAAAUCAAUAAAAUGACAAGGCAGUUUAUGGGGCCCUUCAUCCUUCUCAGUGAAACAGGUGCGGCCAGGCCAUAUUAGCCCGCCCCUAUAUUACCGUAUUUGGGGAACUUCAGCAUUCCAAAGUGAAAGGGGCGGGGCGAUGACGCCACCUGUUUCUCAAUGGGCGGCGGGCUCGAGCUCACUCAGCCGGCAGAGUGAAGUAUUUUGGAGAAGUGGAGCCAGCGGGACGGACGGAGGAGAGCAGCGAGGCUUUGGGAUUUCAUAUGAAAACCACGGCUUUUAUUUAAAGUUGUGUGGAAUCAUGGAGCCGCGCCGGGUCAACUUGCUCUUGUUUUUAUUCACCAAUCACGUAUUUAUCAGCCUCCAGUCGAAAGAACAAGUGUUGCUGGAUAUGAGAGCUUCAGGAUCAGAGUUGGGCUGGUUGACGUUGCCAUAUGAGAACGGAUGGGAGAUAGUCCAGACGGUGGUGAACGGCUCCCUCUUCUACACCUACAGCGUUUGUAGCAUCGACUCCACCGAGCAGGACAACUGGUUACGCACAACGUUCAUCCAGCGCCGCCCGGGGGCCACGCGGGUCUCUGUGGAGCUCCGGUUUAUUGUGCGCGACUGCAACACUUUUGAUGGCGCUUCCGUCGCCUGCAAAGAAACCUUCAACCUUUUCAUCUCGGAGGCCGACGCCGACGUAGGGACCAACUUCCGCAAAGGCCAGUUCCGCAAGGUCGCCACCAUCGCUCCCGACGAGGUCACGCGGGGCCGCGUGCUGAAGGUCAACACGGAGACGAGGGCGGUGGGGCCGCUGUCUUCAAAGGGUUUCUACCUGGCGUUCCAGGACAUGGGGGCUUGCGUGGCUCUGCUGUCGGUGCGGGUGUACUACAAAACGUGCCCGUCCACCGUGCAGAGCCUGGCGGCCUUCCCGGAGACUGUGGCGGAUGCCCUGCGGGAGGUGGAGGGAGCCUGUGUGGAGAACUCCAUCGGUCGGGCCACCCCACGCAUCUACUGCACCGCUGAGGGGGAAUGGGUGGUUCCUGUGGUCCAGUGCCAGUGUCUCGCUGGCUACGAAGCCGCUGGGGACUCGUGCCAAGUGUGCAAACCAGGCUACUUCAAGGCUUCUGCAUCAAGCGAGUUAUGUCAGGUUUGCCCUGAUAACAGCAAGCCGUCCGCAGCCGGUGCCACUGAAUGUCAAUGCGAGGAAGAUUUCUUCCGGUCCCCUUCGGACUCCCCUACGUCACCGUGCUCUGCUCCACCCAGUGCCCCACGUGACCUGACCUCCACCUCCCUGUCGGCACAGGGCCGGCUGCAACUAUCCUGGAGCCCGCCGCUGGUGACCGGGGGCCGCAGCGACCUCACCUACAGCGUGGCGUGCGAGCACUGCGACGAGGCCUCAUGUGUCCCCUGCGGCGAGAACAUCCGCUUCGAGCCGGGCGCCACGGACCUGCAGGACAGCACGGUCGUCGUUGGCGACCUGGAUUCUCAUCUGAACUACACGUUCAUCGUUGAGGCUCACAACGGCGUGUCCCAGUUCGGCACGGACAGGCCCAUUGCCAGCAUCACCACCGCUCUGGACUACACAGAUCCCCCAAAGGUGACGUUAAUCCAUCUGGAUGAUCGCAGCCCCACAAGCCUGUCUCUGUCCUGGACUCUGUCUCGCAGGCCUCCAGCCCACAUCAAUCACCGCUAUGAGCUUAUGUACCGCAGAAAGGACGGUGAUGGCGAGCGGGACGUGACCACCUACACAGUCCUGAUUCUGGAGAAAAGUUCCGUCCAGAUUAACGACCUCACCCCAGACACUACUUACAUGUUCAGGGUCCAGGCCCUGAGUCCUGAAGGAAACCCCGGCACAUACAGCGUGGAGCACGAUUUCCUUACCUCACCAUUAGCUGAGUCACAGAUCCAGAACAACUCCACCAUGGUGAUGGGAGCUGUAGCCGGAGUAGCGCUUAUUCUGCUUGUUGUGGUGGCCGUCUUGCUGCUGCGUAGACGGAGAAUGAACUCUCGCGGCAGGGGAGGCGCGGAAGAUCCCUACUUCUCAUCAGAUCAGCUCAAGCCUCUGAAGACUUAUGUUGAUCCACACAUGUACGAGGACCCUAACAUCGCCAUCCAGAAGUUUGUCACAGAAAUCGACGCCACCGCCAUUAGCAAACAAAAAGUCAUUGGUGUUGGAGAGUUUGGGGAAGUCUUUUGGGGCGUGAUGAAGACUCCCAAGCGAGGGGAGGUGGCCGUGGCGAUCAAGACCCUGAAGCCAGGGUACUCUGAGAAACAGAGGCAGGACUUCUUGAGCGAGGCCAGUAUCAUGGGGCAGUUCUCACACCCGAAUAUCAUCCGCCUGGAGGGAGUUGUCACCAAAUUCAAGCACGCCAUGAUAGUGACAGAGUACAUGGAGAACGGAGCUCUUGACACCUACCUGAAGGAUCGCGAUGGAGAGAUCCCGUCGUAUCAGCUGGCGGGGAUGCUGCGUGGAAUAGCUGCCGGCAUGAAGUACCUCUCUGACAUGAACUACGUCCACCGCGACCUGGCAGCAAGGAAUGUUUUGGUUAACAGCCUCCUGGAGUGCAAAGUUUCUGAUUUUGGGCUGUCGCGUGUGCUGGAGGACGACGCUGAGGGCACCUACACAACAAGAGGAGGUAAAAUCCCCAUUCGCUGGACGUCCCCUGAGGCCAUCGCAUACAGGAAGUUCACUUCAGCCAGCGACGUGUGGAGCUUUGGCAUCGUCAUGUGGGAAGUGAUGGCGUUUGGAGAGCGGCCCUACUGGGACAUGAGCAACCACGAGGUCAUGAAGGCUAUCAACGAAGCCUUCAGGCUUCCGGCUCCGAUGGACUGCCCAUCCGCCGUCUACCAGCUCAUGCUCCAGUGCUGGCAGCACGACCGCUCCAAACGACCUCGAUUCACAGACAUUGUCAACAUUUUGGACAAAUUGCUUCGCAGCCCAGAGUCUCUAAAAACCAUCGCUGACUUUGACCCGCGUGUCUCCAUCCGCCUGCCCAGCAGCAGCGGCUGUGAUGGCACCGUGUUCAGGUCGGUGCCCGAGUGGCUGGAGUCCAUCAAAAUGAACCAGUACAAGGAAAGCUUCGCUCGCGCCGGGAUCACCACCAUGGAGCAGGUGCUCGCCUUGAGGCAUGAAGACAUCAGGAACAUCGGUGUGCGGCUGCCCGGUCACAUGAAAAGGAUCGCAUACAGCAUCCUGGGCCUGAAAGACGAGACCAGCUCCCUCAGCGUGUUCGCAGUGUAAUCUAAGCAUUCCACCAAAUCUACGUGCAUUGACCGACCAAUGCCAUUUCACUCGCGAACGAGCAGGACUGCAGUGAGGGAGGGGGUUUUGGGGGGAGUUACACGGCAGGGGGCUUAUUUUUAUGGCGCGACUGAAGAGGACCUUCUGAGCCCCUCAGACCGGACUGAGAUCAAAAACACUGAAGUACUUUAUGACGACAGAGGACAAAUAAUAAUGUUUUAUAUGUUUAACAUAAACAUGUGUUAUGUGAUGUAGUAAAUGAAAGAACAGUUAAAAGAUCCAGAAUGUGAGACAAUGUGAGAGUGCUUGGUUCCUAUUUACUGAAUGACUGAAAAAUGUAAAAUGUUUUCUUCCAAGCACUCACUUUUAUACUCCCAGUGUUUAAGGCUCUAGAAUUUUAUUUGUUUUUCUACAUGUUUUAUGAUCAACGAGACUUGCUUUUAAUUUGGAAUUUUAAUUCCACUCAGGGCAAAGAAUCACACAUUGUUGUUUUGUAGUUGGUCUCUGUAUCACAUAAUGCAGUUUUUCCUCAAGUCUUGUUUGUUUACAUCAUGUCUUAAACUGUCCAUUAUUUUUUUAUUUAAUAUUUAUUUUGUUUUGUAUUUAUGCCAUUCAUGAUGAGUAACUGAUCUGGUGUGUAUUCACCAGGCUGAGUCAUUUUGGGUUUAAAUAAAAAAUGUUUCCUUGUAA
Gasterosteus aculeatus aculeatus (three-spined stickleback) is the source of this 4737-nucleotide messenger RNA. It is a transcript of the gene epha2a, whose product is annotated as eph receptor A2 a. Gene Ontology annotation, cellular component: dendrite; plasma membrane. The record is from RefSeq and is a predicted model, not a curated record. Lineage: Eukaryota; Metazoa; Chordata; Actinopteri; Perciformes; Gasterosteidae. Gene Ontology annotation, biological process: protein phosphorylation; axon guidance; ephrin receptor signaling pathway. Gene Ontology annotation, molecular function: ATP binding; transmembrane-ephrin receptor activity; protein binding.